Messenger RNA from Salvelinus sp. IW2-2015, 2297 nucleotides. RefSeq names its product ST3 beta-galactoside alpha-2,3-sialyltransferase 5 (gene st3gal5). Gene Ontology annotation, molecular function: lactosylceramide alpha-2,3-sialyltransferase activity. The record is from RefSeq and is a predicted model, not a curated record. Lineage: Eukaryota; Metazoa; Chordata; Actinopteri; Salmoniformes; Salmonidae.
CUACAAAGUAGCUAUAUUGGCUGUCGUAAAAAUGUAUGAAAACCCUGCUUUUUGGGGUAAAUUUACGGUUAGACAUAAUACGAGCAGUGUGAUUUGGCUUAUCUUUAAAACCAGGUUUUAAGAAGAUACAUUGUAGAAAUAGACGGGGUUUAGUCAUAAUUAUGACUUUGUGGAUACUAGUGACAACCACGUCCCUUCCAUGAUUAUCAACGUUACUGUUGCUGGCUACAUCAAAUAAAAUAUCGUCAGAUAACGAACAUUAAUUGUAGUGUCAAGAUGACUGCUUAUAAACGUCCGCUGAUGGGAACUGUCACAUGAGGAACAGGCUAAUCAGCGCUAAGGACAGAGGGAGGCACAUUAACUUCCUGACAACAACAAGAUGAGGAUUUCAAAGCGCUGUGGCUCCAACAGACGUUUGUUGUUGCCCUUGAUGGUCCUUGGGUUGAUGAUCUUACUGGCAGUUGUAACCCUUAAUUGGUUUGAUACUGAAUCACAGAUGCCUUUGGCAUGGCACGUGGAUCCCAACCACCGAAAGCUUGUGCACUCUUUUGUACGGGGUGUUCUUUCGAACCAGUGCAGACCAGCCUUUGCCAGAAAGGGAGUAGAAGCAAGGCUCCAGAUUUCUAGUCAUGUGACUGAUCCUUUCCUGUGGCGGGACACACUGCUGACUCCAGAGAUGUUCAAGUACCCCCCACCAUUCGGGUUCCGUGACAUGCAUGGCAAACUGAAGGAUGUUCUCAACCUCCUCCCUGCUCAACCAGAGCAGCUGAAGAAAGAGUGCAGACGCUGUGUGGUCAUGGGAAAUGGAGGAAUCCUCCGUGGCCUUGAGCUGGGCACCCUGCUUGACCAGUUUGAUGUUGUCAUUAGGCUAAAUAGUGGUCCUUUGAGGAACUACAGUAAAGACGUGGGGAACCGGACCUCCAUCCGGAUGAGCUACCCAGAGGGAAGCCCCAAGGUCUGGGAAGAUGUGGACCCUGAGCUGCAGUUUGUGGCGGUGGUCUACAAGGCUGUAGACUUCAAUUGGAUCAGAGCAAUGAUCAACAGACAGAGAGUUUCCCUUUGGGACUGGCUGUUUUUCUGGCAGAAAGUGCCAGAGAAGAUUCCAGUAGACCUAUCAAAGUUCCGUUUGUUGAAUCUGGAGAUCAUCAGGCAGAUGGCGAUGGACCUGUUAGCCUACCCCUCCCCACAGCAACGCCUCUGGGGCUGGGACCAGAACGUGCCCACCAUGGGCAUCUCAGCCCUCAACCUGGCCACCUACCUGUGUGACGAGGUCAGCCUAGCAGGCUUUGGUUACAACCUCAGCCAGAAGGAGAUGCCCCUGCAUUACUAUGACAAUAUACCCAUGACGGCUAUGCUGGAGCAGAACAUGCACAACGUGGACCGUGAGAGGGCUCUCCUCCAGAGCCUGGUGAGGGAAGGGACUGUAUCAGACCUCACAGGGGGCCUGCACUGCACCUUCUGCCCCAGCUGAAAGAGACUGAUCUAGGCCUGCAGCGCAGCUAGCGACACACCAACGAUCUACCUUCCACUGACUUAUCAUUCCAAAACGUUUCACCCUGAGAACAGCAUUCCAAUUUAAUUCCAUGGAAUUCAAAAAGUUGAUUGAGACUAUGGAUCUGGGGACUUGACUGAAAACUCUUCUAUGUUCUAGUGCAUGCCAGCAUAUUGAUUCUGCAUGGACUAGAUGUGCCGACAUGAUGGGGAACAGUGAAGCUGUACACUUCUCCCCUGCGCAGUUGAAAACGACAAGCCUAAAGAUGUACUAGUACAGCUUUUACAAAUCCCUCUAUAAGGGAAGUAUUAUCACUGCUAAACUUAAAUGUUUUUUGUAUUUUAAGAGCUAAUGGAUAAUUACUUAAUUAAAUCUUAGCAUAAAGUUGAUGCUAAAAAGUGUACAAACAUUACCAUAAUUAUUGUGAAGAAUGAACAGAUUGACUAACAACAGAUAAUUAACAUUAGCUUUUUUAUGCUUUUGAUUUUAAGUUGAAUGUCCAGUUUGUUCACGAGAUGUCUGAAUUUGGUUGUGUUUUUACAUUUUUCUAAUGUAAUUAUUAGAUUAUUUUUAUUAUAAUAAUGUAUGUUCUCAGUGCUUGACUUGGAUACAGGAGCUCUACAAUACUUUUCAAGAUAAUAUUCUAUAAGAGGAACAGGAGCUCAAGCAGUAAUUUGAGGUGCUGGCACUUGGCUCCGGUGAGCUUGUGCCCAAAUAAUUUUAUAAAAAAUUAUUGAAUGUUUUGUUUUUUAAUGUCGCCAUAAUUGGCCUGGUUGUCAGUAAAGAAAAAAGAUUUGAACUUACA